AUGAGAGCUCUUAUUGCCUGUGUCCUUUUUGUUGCCGUUGCUGGUCAGUUCAGAUUCCCAUGGUGGAAUGGAGUCAAGAGUGACAGACAUAAUGGUUAUACCUUUGAAUAUCAUGCACGACACAACUUGGUUGUUGUUCGAGAUUCCAGAGCUUGCUAUCUGAUUAAGGCACACAAGAAUUUACACUACGAUGCUACCCAAAGAAAUACUGUUGAAGAUGAUAUCAUCAAGCACAUCAAAGAAAAAGAUGGUCUUCACCGAGAAACCCAUCUCCAUGCCUUGUCUCAAUUCCACGAUAUCUUGGAAGCUGGCGAAUGCGCUCGAAAAUUCUUGUAUGAAUUGGACCUUGUUUUACCAACAGCCAUGCACGCUGCCACUACCACUGCUGGUACCACCAUGGGUAACUAA
Molecule: messenger RNA, 408 nt
Organism: Lottia gigantea (owl limpet)
Lineage: Eukaryota; Metazoa; Mollusca; Gastropoda; Lottiidae
Exons: 4
Coding region: 1-408 (135 amino acids)
Source: RefSeq, a predicted model, not a curated record